UAUUCUAUAUUGAUGACCCACAGCUGACUCAUGCAACAGUUGGUAGUUAAAAGACUACUGUCUUUAUCUGCUUGCCAUGACCAUCUUCCAUCUGCAACUUCAAAACACUUGUCUAAAAUAAAGCAAAGAAAAUCUGUAAUUAGUAAGAUGAACAAACUUGGAGAAAGGAUGGACUGUCUUGCACAAGGCAUCCGCGAGCACGUGAGCCUUAGUCCGAAGCUAACGGAAACUGUGAAGGGAAAAUUGAGCCUUGGAGCAAAAAUUCUUCAAGUAGGAGGGUUAGAGAAAAUAUUCAACCAGAAAUUUAGUGUUAAAUAUGAUGAAAAGCUAUUGAAUGUUUGUCAAUGCUAUUUAUCAACUACCGCUGGUCCAAUAGCAGGCCUCCUCUUCAUCUCUACCGAUAAGAUUGCUUUCUGCAGUGAGAGAUCGAUAAAGUUCUUAUCUCCAACUGGGAAGUUGCUUAGAAUCUACUAUAAGGUAUCAAUCCCAAUAAGUAAGACGAUGAAAGCAAAAGAGAGUGAAAAUAGGGAAAAGCCAUCACAAAAGUAUAUACAAGUUAUCACAGAGGAUGAUUUUGAGUUCUGGUUUAUGGGAUUCCUGAAUCAUCAAAAGACUCUGAGAUAUCUGCACCACGCAAUUUCAAGCAGCUAAGAAGACAAUAUAUUUUCCUUUCUUUUUUCAUUUUUUUUCUUAUUACACCCGUUCAUCAAUGUCAAAUGUUGAUGCAAAAUGAAUGUACAGAUCUCUUCAAUCUUGUAAUUAGUUCCAUUGUUCAAAGGAGAUUUUAGGUUUCUAAAA
This is a messenger RNA of Solanum lycopersicum (tomato), 798 nucleotides long. The record is from RefSeq and is a predicted model, not a curated record. Lineage: Eukaryota; Viridiplantae; Streptophyta; Magnoliopsida; Solanales; Solanaceae.